Molecule: messenger RNA, 6180 nt
Organism: Anthonomus grandis grandis
Lineage: Eukaryota; Metazoa; Arthropoda; Insecta; Coleoptera; Curculionidae
Product: tol-Pal system protein TolA-like
Exons: 4
Coding region: 4802-5719 (305 amino acids)
Source: RefSeq, a predicted model, not a curated record
CAACAAGUUUAGUAAUUGAUUGUUUUAUUUAGUUAUCUUUAAUUCAAGUAUGUUCAAAAAGUUUUGUCUUCUUGUUUUUAAAUUUGUUCAUUGUUUUGUCAAUUUUUGAAAUUGUAUUUUUAUUUUAUUUUUUUAGCUUGUAGGAUGCUUGUACACAAGAUUAUUCUUACGUAAUAUAGCACAGUUUCUUUCUUUCUUUCUUUCCGUAAUAAUCAACGUCAAAAGUUCUUCAUUGAAAAACAAUUUGAAAAAAUCAACCCGGCUAAUUGCAUUUUUUGCAUCCUGUGAGGGUUCACUAGGGCUACAGACAAUCACAAGGUCACUAUUAUUUACUCGGCCAGUAUCAGGAUCAGGCUCCCGUCAUCUUGAUUUUUGGUACGCGUACUCUGUUUGUUGCUUUGUAUUGUUAUUGCCUUUUAGGUUUUUCUGACGGGCAGAUAAGGGCAGUAAAUCUUCAGGAUCAGAAUCGUCAGUCAUUUACGUAAGCUAUUUCACAUUCCUGGGAUAGGAUUCCGCGAGGUAGGUGAUUUAUAUUCGCUGUAUGCUCGUCGUCAGAUUCGUCGCUAUCAACUUCGGUCUCAUUUCCAUCAUCUGGAGGUAAAAUAUAGAUGUUAGAUUCCGGCAAGUCGUCGUCCUCCUUUAAACAGUCCAUUGAGCUAAGGUCAAUCUGCAAUAAAGGAGACAUAGCGCUUAGCGUCCCUUAUACAUAUGUAGUAACGUAUUUUACAUGCGGUUCAAAUCAGGGGUUCGAUGACCUUUACUAUUUUCUUUGAACAUUAUUUAUAAAGAUUCAAUUAGUAAUUAAUGCGGAAAAUGUUUAUUUAGACAUACAUAAAAUAAAACUUACCCUUGACCCCUAGUAGAGUACAUAGAGGGAUCCAUUUUCAAUAAUAAUUUCGCGAGAAAUAGAAAACAAAAACACCUGACACGUCGAAUCAAGUGUGCUAAAUACGCUUUGCGACUAUAAGUGCUCGAUGAAUCCCCACUUUUUUUAUCGCAAGGAAUUUGUUGGUCCUUUAUAAGGGACGCUAGGUAUUAAUGGGUUAAGAUACGGUAUCAUAGCCUGGGGAGGACUUUACAAUAAUGCUCUCAGUCAAUUAAAUGUAAUUCAGAGUUACCUAUUAAAGAUUAUUUCAGGAAAUAUUAUCUAUAUCCAACAAAUCAACUAUACAAUGAAAGCAUUUUAAAUGUUAGAGGUCUAUACUUUUUAAGCAAUUAUAUUUAUUGUUUUAGAAAUAAAAAUCAACAGCAUGUAGAUCAUGUUUAUCCUACCAGGAAUAAUUAUAAUAAUAUGUUGAUUGUCCCUUUUAGAAGGUUUGAUGGUAACCAGAGAUUUGCAUCUGUAGUUGCACCAAAAAUAUAUAAUUUAUUACCUAAAAGUAUAAGAGAACUAAAAAAUUAUUAUCAAUAUUUUAAACAGGCCAAAAUAUUUAUCGCAAAAUACGUGAAUAAUCUGUUAAAAUGUUUGUAAUUUAUUGUGAUGUUUUGUCAGAUUGUUUAAGAUCAAAUGAGGAGCAGACUUGCAAAAUGCGGUUUGUCUAAAAUUGUAAAUUUUCAGGAAACAUCAAAAACUGUUGCUACGAAUCGGUCUUACUUACCGAGUUAGGACUUAGGAAAAAUUAUGAAAAUUUAGGAUAAGUAAAUACUAAUUUGGAAAAAAUUUUUGGGUAAAUUACCACCAAAAAAUUGUGAUAUAGUAACUCAGCUUUCAGCAAAAUAUUAUGGGUGGAACUUUUUUUCUUUAACAAAAGUCUUCGACAAGAAUGAAUCCUAGUCACUUUUUUCAGAUGCAGCAAAAGUUUUUUAUGUCAAGUAAAUGCCAGUCAGUUCCAAGUUUUUGUACGCCAUCCACUUUGGUGUAGAUAUCCCAAUAUUGAUCUGGAGUUUUUAUAAUACUAACCUUAAGCUUUUUUCAAUGCGUCCAAAGAUACGAUCGGCGGGGAGAUAAGAGUGACCUCUAAUUGGAAAUAUGAUUUCUAUGUCCCUAAUCUGCUCACAUGAAAACGUUUGGAGCCAAAACAUUAAAGCAUGCACAACAUGAUUAUUUUUAUUUUGUCCUCCACACCCAUCUGCAAAAUAACGGAUUUUUGUCGCAUUGUCUAGAAAUGUAAGUUUUUUCAAAAAAUCGAUAAGAGCGGAAGAUAUCUCAGUCGCCCCUCUACCUGCUUGGUGCUCCAUCCACGUAUAGAAUACUGGGUCUUUACAAUUAAGUUUGGUAAUGCAAAAAAAGUAUAUUGACAGCUGUUGGGCGUAAAAUGCCUCCUGAAUAGGGACCUUCGAUAAUACCUGAACUUGUUGCAGAUCAAAGCAAUAUGAAAUGGUAUUGGGAUCUUCAACUUUCAUUAAUUUAUGAAAUUGUGAUGCACGGAAUUUAUGCACUUUUAGUUUAGUACAUAACUUUUGUUUUUGUGUAGCAAUUUGAGACAUACCAAUUUUGGUUUGCGUUCUAACGCAGUAGCUACAGACGUCAGUAGCGGGACUACCGAAUCCUAUAUUAAAGUAUUUACUAAACACCCGGCUGAAAUAUUUGUAAUUUACUUUCAGAUUUUUUGGUGAUUUUUUGUUAUAUAAUUGCCAAAGUAUAGAAAUGCUGUAUUCUGAUAAUACAUAAAUCCGUCGAGACUUUUUUCUUCUAUAGUGGCUUUCCUUUCCUUGUAACUGACUAAUAAAAGAUCUUACAGCAUUCAGUUUACCCACAAACUUAAAAGUGCGUCUAUCCCCUCCCCUUUUUUAUGUUAAAACUGUUUCCCCACUUUGCACUUUCCUGCAAAUGGUAUUCACCCUCCUCUGACCAACAUUGACAGCCAUUAUAAACUUCUGACAAACCUGCAAUUUUUGUUGCUUAACGAAAACCUAAAUAAAAUUUGGUGAAACAUUCAAACUAAAAAAAAAUUUAAAAAUCCAUAUUUUUUUUAAAUAAAAAUACAUGUAUAUAACAGCGUGGGGAUUUGAGCACUUUUAGUUUAACUUACGCAAUAUUUUACUGCAAAAGAGUGAGGUUUUCCAUCAGCCUUGCGACACCUUUUUCGUUUAGGUAUAUCUAAAGUAAUGUAACUGGCUAAAAUUCCAUCUUGAACGGUUUUAUUGGAUUUUCUAUAAAAAACUUGCCGAAGUUUAAUUACAUCUUCUCGACUCACUUGCUGACGUUUUAAAUUUGAAUUAUUUUUAUGGUUGCAAGCUAUAUUAAAUUGCUCUAAAUCGGGAUCAUGGUUUGAAUACCUUAAAAUAGUAUAAAGUUGUAACAAAAAUAAAUAAGUCUUAAAAAAUAAAUUCAAACCUCACUUGUUUGUUUCUUUCUCUAGUUGUUAAAUUAAUUUGUCGCUUUCGGCUACCCCGGUCACUAUCACCAAGAAUGUGCUCACCAUCUACAGACUCCAUUGUGAUUUAAACUUCACGAAAAAGUAAUGAAACAAACACAAAAUACUUGUACAUAAAUAAAACCACACCGACAGAAAUUAGGUUAUCAAACAAACAUAUUUACAUCUGGACCAAACGCGAUUUGUUUUUCUUGUGGACAAAAUACUUUUUGUUUGUCUAAAGGUGAUAAACUAAAUGCUUUUUGCAUGUCUAGGGGAUUUUCGCAAUAUAUUUUAAAUGGUACAAAAUUCGAUUUGAACGUCCAAAAUGACGUGAAAUGAUAGAAAUUCGGUUAAAUAAUGUUGCGCCACCUUUAGUUCAAAAUGUGAAAAUUUGGACAAACUGCGUUUUGCAACUCUGCUCCUCAAAUGGGUAUUUCUUGGGGAUUGUUAAUGUAAAACUAUCUCAAUGAUCAUUGAAUAUAAAUUUUGUUAAUAAUAAUCAAUAUUGUUAGUAAGUUAAGGCUACAGGAAUACAUUAUUUCACUUGUGUUAUAAUUUAAUAUUAGGAAUAAUGUAUAAUAAAUUUCUGCACAUACAGGUAAACACCUACAUAGGUGCAUGAAACAAAUUUGUGAAACUCAGAUCUAGAGAUAUGAUUAUACACAUGUUUGUACUGUACAUUUUCUAAAUAAAUAAAUAAAUAAAAUAAUUACAUUUGAACUUUUUAUCUUAAAAUUAUGCAAAUAAUUGCAUGUCAAAUUUAUUGUGCAUACUGAAUUAAGACAGACCCUGUAUAUUUCCUUAUAGUUAAAUGUUUUAGUAUAAAAUGAACUGAACUUGUCAAUAAAUCAGUAAAUAAAUAAAUAUUAUCAAAGUAAAAUAAAAAAAAUAUAAAUAAGGCGUGUCUAAUAUUUUUACCAUAAAAAUUCAAUAUAUUUUUAUACCGAUAAAUUACUUUGGCAUAAUUAAUUUAUGAUGAACCAACAUUUAAAAAAAUUCGAACAUUUUUAUGGCACAGUUGUUGCAUUUUAGCAAAUAUCUGCUGUUACCAAAUAAUUGUGUCAAUAGUGGACAAAAAAUUGGGGCGUUGCUAAUUCCGAGCUUAUAUAAAACCUUUGGGUUAAUGAAUUGUAAAUCGGCGUCGAUCUUAUUAUUGAAUAAGAAUUAUUUGAACGGCAAAUAUAAAGUGAAAUUUUUAGAUGAAACCGCACAGCUUCGAUAAAAGUUAUUAGUAAAAAAAAAAUACGUCAAUCAAUUCGAUUCUUAAAUUGUUCCAUUUCGUGCACUUCCUAAAAACCGAGUCAUUUAUAAUGGUUGGUUUCUCUCUUUUUACGUUUUCUGUCUAUUUCAUAGACUUCUUAGAUCUGUAUCCCCUCCUUUAGCUAAUAAGACGGUCUUACAACUUACUUGGUAUAAAGCCUUGAGUUGGCAAAUUUUCGUCAGUCCGCCAAAUAGCAAUAAACCCCAUAUUAGGAUUAUAUGUUUCUUUGCAAAAUUAUAUAAUGGUGUUCUGCUUUCUUCUUGUGGUAACAUGCAUCCUGGUAUCACCAUUAAACGCACAAGAGUAUGAAGAAAUAAACGUCCUAUCAAAUUUUGACAUACAAUACCAAAGUGACACGGGAGGUGUGUCCGACCAGGGUGGUCAAGCUGUAUCAGCAGGGGACAAAAAACAAGGUCUCAGUGUUGGUAGUAGUUUAAGAAGCAUUGCAGAAGGAUCUUCAAAUACAGCAAAAGAUGCUGUAAACAAUCAGGACGCCGCUGGCUACCAGGCGGCCUAUGUGGCCAAGAAUACCCUAGCGCAAUCUGCAGCCGGAGCAUCCGCAACUGCCCAAGCUGCCCUAGCAGGGAAACAAAUUAUCCUUCAAGGACUCGAACAGCAAUUCAGAGAUGCUCAACAAGCACUUAUGGGAGAACAGCAACAACUUAUGCAAGCACAAAGAGCCGCAGACUCAACCAACCGUGCUGCGCAGGAAGCUCGCGCACACGUGAACGUUCUUCAGCAAACAUUGAAUGCUGCGCAAGCUGCUGCCGAUCAUGUUACUCAAGCAGCUUCAGAGGCAGCGGGGGAGCUAGCAGCUCAGCAAUCAAUGGUGGGUUCAGCAAUGCAACGACUAGAUCAAAUCGGUCAGCAAUUAAAGAGUGUCAGGAUUGACUUCCAAGCGACGCAAGCAGCAGCUCAAAAGGCUCAGGUCGCUGCGCAGGUGGCAGCAGCUAAUGCUGCUGCAGCCGCUGCUAAGGCGGCUGCUGGAUUAGCGAAGGCGGCGCAAUUGCCUCCACCUCCUCCUCCACCAGAGCAACCAAGUGGAAACGACAACGGAGGGAAAUCAGGUGCGGGCGCCGGUAAAGCUGCUGGAGGUAAAGGAAAACUUACUGCUCCUUACAAGCGCGAAUUUUAUAAUCAUUUUGAAUAUGAAAGAUAACUACAAAUAAAUGGCGUAUUGCUACUUUUUUUAUACUUUUCAUUAAAUAAACCAGGUCAAAAUUAAUAGUUUAUUUUUCUGGACAAUCGUCUGCGGCACCAUCCUCUGUUAAAUAUUAGAACUUUUUAAAAGUUUUAGGAAAAGCUGGAUUUUAACCAGUAUUCUAGCUUCUUCUAUUAAAAUUUAUUAUUUCAAACUACCAUCCUAGGAUAAUUCUAGUUUUAUCCUUUAGGAUGGCUACGUAGUAUACCACUACUGGGCAACAUAAUUAACUUCUUCAUGCCAUAAAACACUUCUUAAAGCAAAAAAUUGGCGUCAAAGACUGAAACAAUACCUAGGGAAUGGUAAGGAGAAAUACAUAAUCACGUGUCUUAACUUAUUCUGAGGUUGGUGAUCUUUAACAUCAUUGUCACGAAGAGUAUUAUAGCGAGAAUAUAUUUUGUAAAUAAAGUUGUCAUAUU